AUGGACGGUAGGCCAGUACCCCGGCUUGACGGUUCCAUGAAUGUCUACCCCGGCUUUGUGGACUUUCACCACAAGCAUAACCCAGACCGUACAUGCGCGCAGUUUGCUCUGGACGAUGGUUCCAUCGUCCGCAUCUCGUUCGAGGAGUUCGCCCGUGCCACGCAUCGAGUUGCGCGGUCCCUGCGAUCGGAUGGAAGAAUGCGCAACGGCGAGGUUGUCGCGCUCAUCGCGCUGUGCGACACGGUGAUGUACAUGGCUUUGCUUGUGGGAAUGAUCAGAGCAGGGCUUGUACCGUUCCCGAUCUCGCCGCGGAAUUCAGCACCUGCGAUAUACAACCUGCUCUCAAAAAUAGGCUGCCACCGUGCGGUCACAACCAAAACAUUCCUUAAGCCCCUUCUCGAAAGCUGCGAGGCCGAGUUCGCGGGCAAGGGAUAUGAACUAGCGAUCGACGAAAUCCCGGCGUUCACCGAUGUCUACCCGUUACUGGGCAAGGAAACUGCCAAUGACCCAUUUGAGCCAUUUGCUUUGGAGGAUUGGCAUCCUGCCGUUGACGACGUCACUUUGUAUCUGCACUCGUCUGGCUCUACUGGGUUCCCGAAGCCCAUUCCGCAGACACACCGCACUGUGCUGCAGUGGUGCUCGCUGCCAUGCUCCACCGAGGGUCGAUACCACCCAUGUGAGCUCGUCUGGGGCGCAAUGAUGACCCCGACAUUCCACACCUUCGGGCUGUACAUGCAACUGUACAGCGGCCUUGUCACAGGGUUUGCGACGUCGGUGUUCCCGCCGAAAUAUCCUGCGCCCCCGGUCAUUCCGACGCCGGAGAAUACGCUCGCAGCGCUCAAGGCGACGGGUUCGAACACAGCGAUCGCGGUUCCGUCGUUUUUCGAGGCGUGGGCGCACUCGGCCGAGGCGAUCGACUUCCUCGCCACCAUGGAGAUCUGCUCAUUCGCUGGCGGACCUUUAUCUGUUAAAGCCGGAAACGCCCUCGUCGCACGCGGCGUGAAACUGAACACAACGUAUGGCGGGACCGAGUUCGGUGCGCCCUCGCAUAUGUUCGACAUCAUCCCCGAGAACAAGGCGCCGGGGCUGAUUUACAAGGAGCCGAAGGAGUGGUCGUGGACACGCCUGUCGGCGCGGGUCAAGUCGAGGUGGAUCGACCAGGGGGACGGGACGUAUGAGCUGCACAUGUUGACGAACGAGAAUCAUCAGCUUUCGGUGGAGAACUUGCCUGACACAAAGGGCUACGCGACUUCCGACCUUUGGGAGAAGCACCCGACGAUAGAGGGGCUUUGGCGUCUGGUGGGGCGCACCGAUGAUGUGUUGGUACUAGCUUCCGGUAGAAAAACCGUUCCAUCUCCAAUGGAGGGCCACAUCCUGCACAAUCCUUUAGUCCAGGGUACCGUGAUGUUUGGCCGGGGUCGCGAUCAAGUCGGCAUUCUCAUCGAGCCGCACCCUGCACAUGUAAUCGACCCGAAGGACGAGAAAGCUGUUGUCGACUUCCGCAAUAAGAUGUGGCCGAGCGUGGAAGAGGCCAACAAGGAAGCACCGGCCUUUAGUCGCAUAUUCAAGGAAAUGAUACUGGUGACUGAUCCCGCCAAGCCAAUGGCACGCGCGGCGAAGGGAACUGUUAUGCGCAAAAUGACACUUGGUUUGUACGCCGAGGAAAUCGAUGCGAUCUUGAGCGCGACAUUCCUGCGUAACAGGAUCAUUGGCGCUCUGCGCAAGUCGGCGGAGCCUGGUGCGAAGCAGGCAUUGGCGGGGGUCACGCAGAACAUUGUGUACACGAAUCCGUCGAUUGUGCAACUCGCGGGCGCGGUCGCGGCACUGCUGAGGCCGGAGAGCGUCAAUGAAAAGGCGUCGCCCACGGAUGCGAUGGAGGCGAUGGUGGAGAAGUACUCGGCUCAGUUCCCGAAACCCGUCAGCCCGGAAUCACCGCCAGGGGACGGUGCCGUGGUGCUCCUGACAGGCUCGACGGGCAGCUUGGGCUCGUAUAUCUUGGCUGCGCUGCUGGGUGACGACAGGGUGAAGAGGGUGUAUGCAUUCAAUAGACUCUCGGCGACGAGCCCGACUGUCGACAGGCAGAAGGCUGCGUUUGUGAAUAGAGGCCUGUCGGGGGAUUUGUUCACAUCGAGCAAGGUGGUCUUUGUUGACGGUGACGCGAGUGUCCCGGACCUUGGUCUGUCGAGUGACAUGCGUACACACGACGCGAUACGAGAUUCCGUCACACACGUCAUACAUAACGCAUGGAGGGUCGACUUCAAUCUCGCCUUGCCGUCCUUCGAGCCGAACAUCCGCGCAACUAGGGGCCUCAUCGACUUUGCUCUGACGUCUAAGCACGGGGCGCAGGUAAAAUUCGUGUUCACGUCGUCGAUUACGGUGGCGCAGGCUUGGGACGCGGCAAAGGGGCCAUUCCCGGAAGAGAUUAUACCGAAGCCUGACGCUGCCGUCGGGGGCGGGUACGGCGAGGGGAAGUACGUCGUAGAAAGAGUCCUCGCUGCGGCUGCUGAGGAGACUGGCCUGCGGAGCACGUCUCUGCGCAUCGGACAAAUUUGCGGCGGGGAACCAGACGGCGCGUGGGCGACGACGGACUGGGUGCCCAUACUAUUCAAGUCGAGCUUAGCGCUCAGCUGCCUGCCUGACUCUCAGGGUACUGUCUCGUGGCUGCCUAUGCAAGCGGUGGCAAGGACCGUUCUGGACGUGGGUCUCGCUGCGGGGGAGCCGCCGCUGGCUGUUAACGUCGUCCACCCGAGGCCGGUGAAGUGGACGGAUAUUAUGGUGGCUAUCAGGAAAGCCUUGGGUCACUCCUCUGAGUCGCUGGCCCUUGUAUCGUUUAGCGAGUGGGUUAGCCGCUUGGAAAAACGAGCGGCCAAGGCUGAGACGAAUGGCCAUGGACUUGUGCCCGCCGUCAGGUUAUUGGAGUUCUUUCGCAAGCAUGCGGCUGCUGACACUGCAAAGGCGAGAUUGAAAGGUGGUGAGGCUGGAGGGGUCGCUACAUUCUCGACUGAGAAAGCGCAGGCUCUGAGCCCGACUCUGGGGCAAUUGGCAUGUCUGAAUGAGCAGGACGCUGAAAGGUGGGUGAGGUACUGGAAAUCGAAGGAGUUCAUGUAA
Molecule: messenger RNA, 3108 nt
Organism: Gloeophyllum trabeum ATCC 11539
Lineage: Eukaryota; Fungi; Basidiomycota; Agaricomycetes; Gloeophyllales; Gloeophyllaceae
Product: acetyl-CoA synthetase-like protein
Exons: 14
Coding region: 1-3108 (1035 amino acids)
Source: RefSeq, a predicted model, not a curated record